Vespa mandarinia (Asian giant hornet) is the source of this 1407-nucleotide messenger RNA. Its product is annotated as protein MEMO1-like. NCBI's taxonomy places the organism in Eukaryota, Metazoa, Arthropoda, Insecta, Hymenoptera, Vespidae. The record is from RefSeq and is a predicted model, not a curated record.
UGCUUUCAUCAUCGCAGAUUUUGACUCGAUGUAUUGUUUCUCUUUAAUUUGCUUCAAUGUCGUCUUUAUACACUCUAUGAACAAAACUGACCUGUACGUUUGUGAUAGUUUUAUAAACAUUUUGCACGCGAGUAGUAAUAAAUUAUUAAAUUAUAUUUACAUUAUAUUUAUGAAAGAAUUUUUAAGAGUUAUUGAAAACGGAAUCGAUACCACACGACGUGAGAGGUUGUUCAAGCCAAAUAUAGAUAUGGCAUUAAUUAGAAGAGCAACUCAUGCUGGUAGUUGGUACUCAGAUUCUGGUUCAGAAUUGAAUAAGCAACUAGAAGGUUGGCUGGGUGCAGCAGACCUAUCUCAUGGACCUGCUAGGGCAAUCAUUGCCCCACACGCAGGCUAUAGCUAUUGUGGAGGAUGUGCUGGUUUUGCAUAUCGUCAAAUUAGUCCAGUAGUUGUUCGCAAGAUAUUUAUUCUAGGCCCAUCUCAUUAUGUGAGAUUGCCAGGAUGUGCCCUCUCUUCUGCUUCCAUUUAUCGAACACCAUUAUAUGAUUUACAUAUUGAUCAACAAGUACGGAGAGAACUUGAAGAGACAGGACAGUUUGAAUGGAUGGAUUUGAAUACGGAUGAAGAGGAACACAGUAUCGAAAUGCAGUUACCAUUUCUAGCUAAAGUUAUGGAAGGAUUUAAAGAUUCGUUUACUAUAAUUCCCAUUUUAGUGGGAUCUUUAACUCCAGAAAGAGAAGCUCUUUAUGGAAGAUUACUAGCACCUUACUUGGCUGAUCCUCAAACAUUAUUUGUUGUUUCCUCAGAUUUUUGUCAUUGGGGACAAAGAUUUCGAUAUACAUACUAUGAUAGAUCAUGUGGCCCAAUUCACAGAUCUAUCCAAAAUCUUGACAAGAUGGGUAUGGAUAUAAUAGAAACAUUAAAUCCUACGAUGUUUACGGAUUAUCUUAAAAAAUAUGGCAAUACCAUAUGUGGCCGUCAUCCAAUUGGUGUUUUGUUACAGGCAAUACACAGUUUAAAAGGAAAUACUAAUGGUCAAAAAAUGAAUUUAAAAUUUUUAAAAUAUGCUCAAAGUAGUCAAUGCAAUAACAUGAAUGAUAGCUCAGUUAGUUAUGCAAGUGCUUCCUUAGUUCUUGAGUGAUGUUAUACAUUAUUUCUUUAUGAUCAAUAACAUCCGAGAGUAAAGACAUUUGAUGAAUGUGGUAACUAAAUUUAAUAAGGAUAUCAGUCAUAUUGUAAAAAGUCCAACUAUAUGAACCAUAGGUUAAGAUAAAAAAAAAAAAAAAAAAAAGAAGAAAAAUGAACAAAAAAAAAAAGAAGAAAAAAAAUAUUAUGGCUGGUACUAUUAAUCACAAAUAUGAAAGAGUUACCCUGUGUGCAAAAGAAACUAUUUGAUUGUUACAACGCAAA